UGACACCAAUUAACCAAUCAAGGCGUAAUUGGGAGCAGCGUGCCAAUCGCCGGUCUCCUCGAGCAGCGUGAGCACGUGACACCGUCAUUGGAUUGGGUGGCUGUCAAUUCUGCCCAGUUACCACAGGCCACGCCCCCCGACACACGCCCAUCUCCAUUGACCGCGGCGAGGCAGUGUGGCGUGGCGUGGCGUGGCGUGAGGGAACCGGGCUGGGAGGCGUGGACGCUGCGCACACGGCGAGGGAACGCGUGCACCCGUCUUCCCGUCUUCCCUUCGUGAGCAAACUAAGCUAACGGUGUUUUUCCUCCGCUUUUUUUCCCUCGUCUUCGUGUGCCGGGAACUCCGCUCGCCUCCGGACCCUCCAGACGGAUGCAAGCGACGGUGACGAGCUCCCAGACGCCGCUGCUCUGCUUUAUUUUACUUUUAUCCGUGAGCUUUAGCGCUGAAACAGCUCUGCCUUUGCGGGUUUAAUGCCAUUUACCAGCGCUCAGGACUCCAGUUCUCCGUUGUCGCCGCUGGAGGCGAGCCUGAGGGGGGCCAUGCCGGCUCGGUCCCAGUAGGGAGGGAGACAGACAGGUCGGUCGGGAGCAGCUCGAGGGUGCAGACGGUCAGAGAAGGAGGAGCAGAGGCAGCAUGGCGAACACGGCCAAGUUCAAAAAGGAAAAGGAGAUCCUGACGGAGUACGAGAGCCAAGUGAAAGAGAUCCGCUCCCAGCUGGUGGAGCAGCAGAAAUGUCUGGAACAGCAGACGGAGAUGCGGGUGCAGCUGCUGCAGGACCUGCAGGAUUUCUUCCGUAAGAAAGCUGAGAUAGAGAGCGAGUACUCGCGCAACCUGGAGAAGCUGGCCGAACGCUUCAUGGCCAAAACACGCAGCACCAAGGACCACCAGCAGUACAAGAAAGACCAGAACCUACUGUCUCCUGUGAACUGCUGGUACCUGCUGUUGAACCAGGUGAGGAGAGAGAGCAAAGACCACGCCACACUCAGUGACCUCUACCUCAACAACGUCAUCACACGCAUCUCGCACGUCAGCGAGGACAACACACGCCUGCUCAAGAAGAGUAAAGAGAUCACUUUCCAGCUGCAGGAGGACCUGAUGAAGAUUCUUAACGAGCUCUACACGGUGAUGAAGACCUACCACAUGUACCACAGCGAGACUCUGAGCGCAGAGACGAAGCUAAAGGAGGCGGAGCGUCAGGGUGAGAGACAGGGUCGCGGGGGCGAAGUCUUCGGCCUGCGCAACGAGGAGCGCCAUCAGCGCCGCAACGCUGCCCGCAAAAUCCAGAAGAUGAAGGAGAAGCGCCAGGCCAAGUACUCAGAGAACAAGCUGAAGGUUAUGAAGGCUCGCAACGAGUAUCUGUUGACUUUGGAAGCUGCGAACGCAGCUCUGUUUAAGUACUACAUCCAGGACCUGUCCCACCUGAUUGACUGUUGUGACCUGGGUUACCACGCCAGUCUGAGUCGCGCCUUGCGUACGUACCUGUCGGCAGAGUACAGCCUGGAGACGUCCCGGCACGAAGGCCUGGACAUCGUUGAGGGGGCAGUAGAGAGCCUAGACCCACGUAGUGACCGUCAGCGCUUCAUGGAGACCCACCCCACUGCUUUCACCCCCCCAGCACGCUUCACCUUCCAACCACACAUGGGUGACCAGGUGAGUCAGCUCACAGCGUUGCCGCAGGUGCAGGCUGAGCUUCUGCUCCGCUACCAGCAGCUCCAGUCUCGUCUCGCCACACUGAAGAUCGAGAACGAGGAGGUGAAGAAGACGUCAGAGGCCACUCUGAGCACCAUCCAGGACAUGCUGAACAUGGAGGACUAUGACGUGUCUGAGAGCUUCCAGCACAGCCGCUCCACAGAGUCUGUCAAAUCCAGCGUGUCCGACACCUACCUCAGCAAACCCAGCCUGGCCAAGCGCAGGGCCAACCAGCAGGAGACGGAGCUCUUUUAUUUUACCAAGCUGCGCGAGUAUCUGGAAGGCAGUAACCUCAUCUCCAAACUGCAGGCCAAGCAUGAUCUACUGAAGAGGAGCAUCGCAGAAGGUUAUAGGGCAGACAUAAUGACCACAAGCCGUCGCCGGAACUCCCACAGCAGGCACCAGGACGCUGCGAAGGCCAUUCCACUGAUUGUAGAGAGCUGCAUCCGCUACAUUAACCUUUACGGUUUGCAGCACCAGGGCAUUUUCAGAGUGUCUGGCUCACAGGUGGAGGUCAAUGACAUCAAGAACUCUUUUGAGAGAGGCAACGACCCUCUGACAGACGAGGAGAACAACCACGAUAUCAACUCGGUGGCGGGUGUGUUGAAGAUGUACUUCCGCAACCUGGACAACUCGCUCUUCCCCAAAGAGAAGUUCAACGACCUCAUCGCCUGCGUCCGCACAGAGAAUUUGUACGAGCGAGCGCUGUCUAUUCGGAAGAUCCUGAUGACAUCACCACGGCCUACUCUUGUGAUCAUGAGAUACCUUUUUGCAUUCCUCAACCAUCUGUCUCAGUACAGCGAUGAGAACAUGAUGGACCCUGGUAACCUGGCCAUCUGUUUCGGGCCGACCCUGAUGCCCACGCCGGACCUGCUGGACCAGGUCUCCUGCCAGGCCCACGUCAACGAGGUCGUCAAGACCAUCAUCGUCCACCACGAGACCAUCUUCCCUGACACCAAAGAGCUGGAGGGGCCCGUCUAUGAGAAGUGCAUGAGCAGCACAGAGUACUGUGAGAGUCCCUACAGUGAGCCAGGAGCAUUUGAAGAGGGAGAGCAGGACGGUGGCACUGAGACACAGACCAGUGAAGAGGAGGGGGAGCCGGUGGAGGCCAUAGCUAAGUUUGACUACGUGGGGCGCUCAGGCCGCGAGCUGUCCUUUAAGAAGGGGGCAACUCUGCUGCUAUUCCAGAGAGCUUCGGAGGACUGGUGGGAGGGACGACACAACGGCACUGAUGGACUCAUACCACACCAGUACAUCACACUGCAGGAGGAGGAGGCCAUGUCAGACACUCUGAGUCAGAAGGCAGACAGUGAGGUCAGCAGCACUCCGUCAGAUGAAGUCAGCUCCAGGAGGUCCCUGACCUCCCCCACUGAACCCAGACUGCCAGAAACCUUCAUCAGCCGUCACCGGAAAAGGACGGAGGCUCUGCUGCGGCGUGUGCCAGGGCGCCUCAAUGAUGGGCACUGCCACGGGAACGGCCUGGAGCGCAGCUCCCCCCCAGUGACGGUCACUGUGACGGGUCACUUCAGUCCGCGGGAGCUGCUGCGUGGGCACUCUGGGCCCCAGGACAGCCCUGAACAGCUGCGCCGGCGAGGGGGUCACCCCACCACCACUGCACCCACCACGACCACCACCAACGGCACACUGAGCUCCAGCAUCAGCCGCCACGAGUCUCUGCGAAGGGAGAGAGAGACGGAGAGCCCCCCCAUCCGCCAGUCACCGUCGGCUCUGCACUGCAGCCUGCCCGAGCAGAGGGCACGCACGCUCAACCCACACACCAUGGCACAGGACAUUGAGGAGACCAUGAGCCUGGCCCUGAGUGAGCUGCGUGAGCUGGAGCGGCAAAGCGGGAAGCCGGCCGCACCGGACCUGGUGCUAGACACCCUGGAGCAGGUGAAGAGCAGCCCCUCAUUACCUUCGGGUUCCACCCCAUCCAGCCUGUCCAGCCCGAGCGACUCCCCCAGCCCGCUGAGCCCCCACAGCCCCCUGCCACCUCUCCCCCCACUGCCCGGACCCUCCUCGCGCCGCUGCCCCAACGAUCCUCCCGCCUCCUUCCUGCCAGCCGCCUCGCCCCGCAUGGGAGUGACGCUGCGCCCCCCGGCCCUGCGCCCCAAGCCUCCCGUGCUCCCCAAAGCCAAUCCUCCACCCUCUCAGCAGCCCCCCACCCAGCCCCAGAACUACCCUGCCGACAAGUCCGGCACCAUGUGAGCCCAGUCUUGUACGGGCCGAACCGGAGGAAACAGGGUCCAGACUAAAGCCUGAGAAUUGAAGUAGUUACGGAGGGUUAGACAGGGUGAUUCUGUUAAAUAAGCGAAUACACGGUAUGGCCGAUAGCUAGCUUAAACGCAAGAGCGGUCAGAUAGAGUUAGUCUAUGAUAUUAUAAUCAUUUAAUGUGUCGUCAGGGUGAUGUGUGCGUGUGUGCAUAUUCUCUAAAAGUGACUAGGACUUUAACUGUGUCUGUGUGUAGAUAUGUUUAUAAGGAACACAUUCAGAGACGGCGGAGAGAGAGAGAGAGAGAGACUGCUUGAGAUUUCAUGUACAGGAAGUACUGUUAUUCUGUUUGUCGGGAGUCUGGCCAUGGGAAAUGUAGGUUUUUUUGUUUUGUUUUUUUUGUUUUGUUUUUUUUGGAGUCCUCCUUCGGUGCAAUGUAUUUUUAGUGCUUUGAUUUGUUAGGCCUUAUUAAAGGGAUGUGUUUUCCCUGGCAAAAACGGGGCCAUUCUUAAAAGUUGCUGCUGCUUUCUUUCUGACGUUUUUAAGACUUAUGUUGUAGGAAGUGACACAGGUGCCUCAUGGGAAAAGGGUUAUUCACGUGUCUUGAUGGUGAAUGUAGUUUUUAAGCCACGCAGUGCACCUAUAGCCUCCGAGAGAUGAACGAGGCUAUUAAAGAACACCGAAUGUAUUAAAGGAGCAGUGAGUGUAGUUGUCUGUUAAAACAUAUAAAGUAAUACUAUAUCGCGUAGGUUUCUUUGACCUUUGGGAAAUGCUUUCCCGUCGUUGAGCGGUCAGUUCCAAUUUGUGGAAAGCUUCGUUUUGUCAGUGUUAUGACAGAAAUCCACUUAGUGCUCCUUUAACUGAAUGUUCCACGUUUAUGUUUUUUCACUCUAACACCACACCGAGCCUUUAUUACCAGAUAAACCUCCCCCUUUACCGUGGUACGCAACCUGAGGCCUGAUUGGACGCUGCAGGAAAAGGACAGAGGCCAGACGUUCUGAGGGCACAUGUGCGUACUUAAUAGCUUUAACGAGAUAUUACAAGGCACUUGCUGUGGAAAUGGGACUACACCCCGGGUCCUGAGGAAGAAACCGACGACGGUAGAGGCGGAAAAGCAUCGGCGGACCUUGGGACAGCAUGACCUCAGCCAUCGGGCCACGCCUUCCCUCAGGUUGUCAUGGUAAUGCUUCCAUUCUGCCACUGCUGCUCUUGUUAGAGGCCCAGUAGUGAUUCUGAUUUGUUCAGCCUGUACUUCCAGUGCGCGUGUGCGUGUAUGUGUACGUGUAUGUGCGGCGGACUCUCUUCUGGAGCACACUUUAAUAGUUCAUGUUUAACGGGCUCUCCUGUGUGUCAGCAUGCUUGUGCGUUUGGUGUUUCCACGUCAAAGUGCAGUCCGCUGCGCUUGGUUUUAGGGCGCUGAUGGAUUAUUCAUGCCUGCCAUGAGAGUGAGACCAAGAGUGAGCGGAGCACGUGUGCAGGCAGAGUGUGCGAAGGAGAGAGCGAACCGUGCCAACAUACAAGACCGACUGUUUGUUUGUAUGUGUUUGAGAGUGACUCUCCAAGUGUGUAGACGCGUUUGAAGGUGAGGGAGGACGGCGGACGUUUGAGCGCUUGAAAGACAGCGCGAGGCCAUGCGUCCACCAAACAGCCAUGUUUUCACUUUUUUAUGCACAAACGAAAUGAUUGUUUAUCACUUUCCAGCUGGUUCCUCUCCUCUCUUGAAGUUUUCUUUUCUACCUGCAAUAUUUUAUACUUAUUUAUUGAUCCUGGUUUUAAGUGGGUGUAGAUGUUUUUUUAAAGCCUCCUCGUUUCUACUGGUGCUCUCUCGCGUGACGGCGUGCGUGUUCGUCCCUGCGUUUGCUGCCGUUUCAAACUCUCCCCUCCUGCCCACCACCGACACACGCACACGCACGCUCUCUCUCACCCACAUACACGCUGUGUGUUCACGCGAAAGUGCCUUUCAGGACGUGUGAGUGGAGGAGCCUGUUCUGUUAGGGGAUGUGUGCUCCUGUCUUUCUCUGAAGCGUCGUUCCAAGAAUGAAACAGUACGACUAGAGCUCUUUCCAAACGUUUAGCCACCUUUGAAUGAAUUAUAAAUGAUGUACAUUUAACCCAUUGUGAUGUUGCACUUUUCAUGUAUUGGACUGUAUUUGGCAUGUAGCAUUAUAUCAUGUUCCAGUGCAUUUUAAGAAGGUGUCAAGAACUUGAAUGUCUUUGAAAUAAAGUAAAGUUCAUAUGUCUCA
Molecule: messenger RNA, 6144 nt
Organism: Pygocentrus nattereri (red-bellied piranha)
Lineage: Eukaryota; Metazoa; Chordata; Actinopteri; Characiformes; Serrasalmidae
Gene: srgap1b
Product: SLIT-ROBO Rho GTPase activating protein 1b
Exons: 22
Coding region: 634-3897 (1087 amino acids)
Biological process (GO): signal transduction; negative regulation of cell migration
Cellular component (GO): cytoplasm
Molecular function (GO): protein binding
Source: RefSeq, a predicted model, not a curated record